This is a messenger RNA of Dissoconium aciculare CBS 342.82, 920 nucleotides long. RefSeq lists its product as uncharacterized. The transcript has a single exon. NCBI's taxonomy places the organism in Eukaryota, Fungi, Ascomycota, Dothideomycetes, Mycosphaerellales, Dissoconiaceae. The record is from RefSeq and is a predicted model, not a curated record. The coding region runs from base 277 to 783 and encodes 168 amino acids.
CUUCCCGAGUGAGCGUACAAGUCUAGCCAAUUUGCUCCCUUUCAAUCAUACAAGCGACCAAUUAGGGUCGGUCUCGGGUACGUCACAACGACGAGUGCGUCUAUCCUCCCCCGGUGGAACAUGGAAAAGUACCUCAACAAAACCAUCUGUUCUUGAUAAUAAUUCUUCUUCACUCUCUGCACGCGUCGUGUAUCAGCAUUCCGGGAUUGUGAUGCCUGUGCAUCUAGACGAAAGCUCUCGUCACAUGGAUAAAAAUCUCUACAUAAAACCUGGCACAUGAUGGCCAAGGAAUGGCAGUUUUUAAACUUUACCAGCAUCGAGGACUCCACCGACCACCGAACUCGUACAUUCAUCCGGAGCCACGUCACCAAACGACAACAUCAACUGGCGAAGAGGAAAGUCGUUCAACCUCCGAAUCACAAUCUACCGCAGGGUCAGAAUACCUUUGCAGUGCAGUUUAAGGUUGAGCCGGAAGAAGAGCCUGAUGCGGGAUGGGCUUCGAGAGCGACUACCGAACUCCUGGUCCCGGCGUCAUCGAAUUCACGUAACCAAACACGAAGACUCGCCGGCAAGGGAAAGAAGCUCAAACCUGGAAAUCGACCAGCUGCGAAAAAUGUUGCGCCCGAGAAACGUCUGGCUCGUAUGUCUACCGCUCAGUGCGAUUCAAUGGACGAUUUGUCCUUCGGACCGCUGAUUAUGUGCACCAGGGAUAUUGCCCGAUCCAUCAAAUGGGCGAGCAGAACCCUUCAACUGCUAUCCCGUACCAUAUCAGGCCGACUAUGACCGGAUCUUACAUCACAGUAAGUCCAAAUUCAUGUUCGCCAUACCAAAGCCGACGCUGAUACGACAUCCUCAACAGUGAUGACAGUCUUCGCCCCUCGCGCAUGGCCCGCCCUGAAAAUCAACAAUGAACAGGGUCU